GAACAACUGCAGGAUGCUGGACCCGGCCCGUCAGUGCGAGUUCGACCGCUAUAAGAAGAUCUACGCCGACAUUCUGUACAAAUGGCAGCUGCACAUCCACAGGGCCCAGGUGCUGAAGUACGUGAGCACGGUGCCGGUGGCGCACUCGGGCCUGGAGGUGCGCACCGAGUGCGCCCGCUGCGGCCGCUGCUUCGCCGGCUCCGAGUGUCAGCUGUGCCGGCGCUGCGCCGUCACGUGCAUCAUCUGCCACGUCUCCGUCCGAGGCAUGUCGUCGUUCUGCCUGCUGUGCGGCCACGGCGGCCACCUGCAGCACAUGCUGCAGUGGUUCCGCGACCAGCAGCUCUGCCCCACCGGCUGCGGCUGCCGCUGUCUUACCGGCUUCCAGCAGGCGUUCCAGGAGUGAGCCGUCGGCCGGCGCCGCCGCUGGUCAGCGAAGCUCGGGGGGUCACGUCCGUUAUCACCAUCGGCUGGGAGACGGGUGUGAGGUUGGUCACCCUCCCGGGUCAGCUCGGGGUGAGAAAAGACGGACAUGAAUGCUAUCGUAUGUUGGAGUGCGUUGUCAUGCCAAGUCGGGGAUUGUCUCGUAGCUUCUAGGAGACCCUGUAACGGGGACGAGUGUACUGGCUGGCCGUGUGAUAGCGAGUGAUAAUGAUGACGGCGGUGAUAUGACAUCACGUCACGGAAGACACAUGUGGUGCGUGCCGAUAGCGCGCUUACGAGCGGGCCGCGUCUCGCCGCGGAUAGCACGGCGGGCGCGCACGCGCAGCGUCUGCCCGGCGGCCGGCGCGGAGGUGCGUCACGACCCGCCCGGGCAGGUCGCCGCCGGUGGCCUGUCGCCACGGGCCAAGAUCUCGCCGCCUUGCCAAACACAGCCGCUCGGCGCUUCGCGGCGUCUGGAAGUGCUCACAAACCUCUUCGAGUAGCACUUAGGGGACGGCUUGUACAGGGUGCUGAGACACAAAUUCGUAUCGUCGCCGGAGGGGAGAGGGCGGAGGCGUGCUGGAAGUGGUGCACGCUCGGUACAUUGUGCUGUGGCUGGUGUGUGGGGAGUUCCCGGGGUAUACCGCGUUAUCACAUGUGAUCGUGCCUGUGCACCUUACGUAUUGAAUGUGUCGGAAGACAAUGCCCAGAACCCGUUCUCAGUGACGAGUCCACUGCGAUAGGGAAGUGGCGAAGAGAAUACAAUGAUACUCAGGCACUCGUGUAACGGUCAGUGGGGGUGCAGCGAGAAGAGACAACGAACCAAGAGUUGGCCUCGC
Molecule: messenger RNA, 1259 nt
Organism: Pollicipes pollicipes
Lineage: Eukaryota; Metazoa; Arthropoda; Thecostraca; Pollicipedomorpha; Pollicipedidae
Product: GATOR complex protein WDR59
Exons: 4
Coding region: 14-403 (129 amino acids)
Biological process (GO): positive regulation of TORC1 signaling; cellular response to amino acid starvation
Cellular component (GO): Seh1-associated complex; vacuolar membrane
Molecular function (GO): signaling adaptor activity
Source: RefSeq, a predicted model, not a curated record